AUGGUUUCGCUCUACCAAGGUGGCAUCAUCAUUUUUUUAGCGCUUUGGCUUUUCGAAACAGACUUCAUCCACAUCGUGGCAAUCUCGUUUUCUGCAUUACUUUUUAACGAGCUACUGAUGGUGGCUCUGCAGCUCAACGAAUGGAAUCGGUUCAUGAUACUUUCAGAAAUCUUUUCCGUGCUUUGCUAUGUGGCCACCGUGCAUGCGCUGAGCGGCCAUUUUGAUCCUCUGUUCAUUUCAUCGCCGACGUUUCUAUGGAAGGUCUCAUUCAUCACCGUGGUGUCCUUCCUGCCGUUGCUGCUGAUAAAGGUAGUGCAGCGCGUCGUCUCGCCACCAAACUACGCCAAGCUUUCAUAG
Molecule: messenger RNA, 357 nt
Organism: Mitosporidium daphniae
Lineage: Eukaryota; Fungi; Microsporidia
Product: class II ATPase
Exons: 2
Coding region: 1-357 (118 amino acids)
Biological process (GO): endocytosis; retrograde vesicle-mediated transport, Golgi to endoplasmic reticulum; phospholipid translocation
Cellular component (GO): endosome; plasma membrane; trans-Golgi network
Molecular function (GO): ATPase-coupled intramembrane lipid carrier activity
Source: RefSeq, a predicted model, not a curated record